This is a messenger RNA of Drosophila obscura, 1257 nucleotides long. RefSeq names its product spore coat protein SP96. Lineage: Eukaryota; Metazoa; Arthropoda; Insecta; Diptera; Drosophilidae. The record is from RefSeq and is a predicted model, not a curated record. Gene Ontology annotation, molecular function: chitin binding. The coding region runs from base 32 to 1036 and encodes 334 amino acids. Gene Ontology annotation, cellular component: extracellular region. The transcript is spliced from 2 exons.
AUUCCAUUCGGGAGUACGAGAAUCAUCCGAAAUGUCAUUUAUCUUGCUCUUCCUGCUCGCCUGCAGCCUGCUCGCCUCGGCCAGGGCCACGUGCAACGUCUGCAAUACUGUCAACAACCUGACCUGCUACUCCCUGACCCAGACACAGGCAUGCGAUGCGUCUAAUUUGCCCACCGGUUCGCCCUUCAGCUGCCCCACCGGCUAUGUGUGUGUGAGUGGGGCCAAUGGAGUGAUCUGCGUGCCGGAGGCGAGUGCUGAGAGCAGCCAGGCCGACUGCCAGGAUUGCAACAAGUGCGACACCAGCAACACCUUUGCCUGCACUGGCACCAGCAGCUUCGCCCUCUGUCUGGGCACGGACACGGUGCAGGAUUCAGUCGGAACCUGUGCCGACGGCUAUGUAUGUAACAUCAAUGACACACAGAUAUGUGGUCUGCCAACAAAUGGGAUAAUGCCCACGUGUUCGUAUGCCGAAGAUGCCACCUCCAGCAGCUCCUCGAGUGGAACUACAACAACAACAACUGCUUCUCCACCUUCCACCAGCUCCCCAGACGCAUAUUGUGCCGCCGUUCAGUCCGAGGGUAGAUUUGCAGUCGGCAAUGAUGCCUACACGACCUGUCGCCAGUAUAUUUUGUGCACCUUGGUCAGCGGCAGUUGGCAGGGUCAAACGUAUACGUGUCCGGGCAGUCUGUACUUCAACAGCACUUCCAGCCAGUGUGUCGUCGCCAUGCCAUCCACCUGCUCGACCAGUGUCAGCUCCACAACCUCGACGACAGCGGCCCCUACACCAAGCAAUCCAGAUGCCUAUUGUGCGGCCAUGAAGUCGGAGGGCUACUAUCCGGUGGGAACCGAUCCCAGUACCACAUGCCAACAGUAUGUCUACUGCUUUCUGCUGAAUAGCGUCUGGCAGGGCCAGAUGUACACGUGUCCGGGCAGUCUGUACUACAACAGUGCCAGCCGGAUCUGUGCGAGUGCCCUGCCCGCCACUUGCUCCGCCACAGUGGCCAGCCUGACCCUCAAUGGAGUUGCUUUAGAGUAAGUACAGGCGACACGGAGAAUAUUGAAUAGUUUAUUGAAUGAGAUGGGAUGGGUCUGAUGGUCUAAAGACAAGCAGCAGGCUUCAGGUAGGAGCACCUCUGCAUCUCUGCCUCGAAGUAGGAGUCCGUCGGGCAAUCGUAUUCCGUGGCGUUAACCGCAAUAUUAUUUUUAAAGUAACAACUGAUGUAGCUAUAAAGACAAGAUUAACAAAUAAAUAUACUC